CAUUAUAUAUCUGAUCAGAUAACGAUCAACAAACUUAUAGUUGAUCAGAAGAAACAAGAUUUCUAAUCGAUCGCUUUCAAUAUCAUUAUACAGAUCGAGUAUUAGUUAUUUUGGGUGUUAAGUUGGGCAAGCUGUCAUUAAUGGCGGACAUGCAAAUUGUUCCUGCUUCCAAGAAUGUGGAAGCACAGUACGUGGAGAUGAUGGUGCCUCUGUAUUCUUACGGGUGUGAGAAGAAAAUCAAGAAGACCUUAUCCCAUGUCAAAGGGAUAUACUCAGUAAAUGUGGAUUAUAAUCAACAGAAGGUGACGGUGUGGGGAAUUUGCAACAAAUACAAUGUGCUGGCCACCAUUAGAAGCAAGAGGAAAGAAGCUCGUUUCUGGAAUCCAGAAGACAACAAUAUCACAUUAUUGGAAGAUGAUGAAGAAGAAUCAUCAUCACGGCCAUCACCUAAUUCACAUGAAUAUUCUCGGCCAAGAGAUCACUUCAGGCUUUCUUUGCCCUUCACCAUGGUUCGAUCUCUAAGCUGGAAAUUAGCAUGGAAGAAGGUCUUCACCAGAUCCAAUUCAUUCUAAAUUAGCAAAUUCAUGAGUCUAGUAGGAUCAGGAACUAGUACUGCUGCUUAAUUUUCCUGUCAUUGAUCCAACCAACCAAGCCAUCGAUCGAGUCUAAAUUUGGCAAAAUGCGCCAUUCAUGCGUAUCUGAUCAUCUGUAAAUAUUUCAACUUUUUCCAGCAUUAGACUUUUUUCUUGUUACUUUUUCAUUUGAGACCCUCAAAUUUAGACAUGAAUUUGAAGAGAUCUUUCAUUUUUGCC
Molecule: messenger RNA, 812 nt
Organism: Juglans microcarpa x Juglans regia
Lineage: Eukaryota; Viridiplantae; Streptophyta; Magnoliopsida; Fagales; Juglandaceae
Product: heavy metal-associated isoprenylated plant protein 36
Exons: 2
Coding region: 141-572 (143 amino acids)
Molecular function (GO): metal ion binding
Source: RefSeq, a predicted model, not a curated record